Messenger RNA from Rattus rattus (black rat), 360 nucleotides. RefSeq names its product zinc finger protein 431-like. The record is from RefSeq and is a predicted model, not a curated record. Bases 1 to 360 code for a protein of 119 amino acids. The transcript is spliced from 5 exons. NCBI's taxonomy places the organism in Eukaryota, Metazoa, Chordata, Mammalia, Rodentia, Muridae. Gene Ontology annotation, biological process: regulation of DNA-templated transcription.
AUGGAACAGCUGGAGCUAGUGUGGAAGUAUGUAAACGAUGAUAUUCUUCUCAAGAAGCUGAGUUGGCAUGAGAUACUGCUGGAUGCACUGACCUGUGAUGAUUUACACAUAAACUUCACUCGGGAAGAGUGGUCUUUGCUGGAUCCAUCUCAGAAGAGACUUUACAAAGAUGUGAUGGUGGAGACCUACAGGAACCUCACUGCUAUAGGAUACAAUUUUGAAGACCAUAAUAUUGAAGAACAUUGUCAAAGUGAUAGAAGACAUGGAAGGUACAUCAUAUGGCGCACUGGGUACAGGCCAUAUGAGCAUAUGGAUAAUGAAAGAAGCAGAGCAUCUCUCUUUUCUAGAACAACUAGAUGA